AUGACUAUAAGCAAACAAAAUCCAUUUUAUACUAAUAAUGAAGAUGAUAAUAUUUUAAGAAUAUUUAUUAUAAGACACGGACAAACAGAACAUAAUGUUUUAAAAAUUCUUCAAGGACAUAAAGAUAUUCCAAUCAAUAAUACAGGAUUUGAACAAGCUGAAAAACUAGGUGUUUAUUUAAAAGAACAAAAUAUUCAUUUCGAUAAAGUCUUUUCAAGUGAUUUAAUUAGAUGUCAAGAGACUUUACAAACUGUAUUAAAAUUUUCUAAUCAAACCAAGGUACCUGUAGAGUUAACAUCUGCAUUAAGGGAAAGACAUAUGGGUGUCAUUGAAGGUAUGCAUAUUGGUGAUGCUGAAAGAUAUGCCGAUAAACAUGGUAAAGGUUCCUUUAGAGAUUUUGGAGAAGGAUUCGAAGAAUUUACAAAAAGAUUAACUGAUGGUAUUCAUCAUGCCGUGGACGAAAGUAAUGAAGAGAAUUUAAAAAACAUAUCAUUAAUGAGCCAUGGUGGUGCUAUUAGAACUAUUUUAAAAUGGUUAGAUUAUAAUGGACAAGAUGCUCAAAAGAUUAUUGUAUUCAAUACAUCUGUUACGAUUGUUGAUUAUAUGAAGGACACAAAACAGUUUAUUGUUAAAAGUAUUGGUAACACUCAACAUCUAGGUGAUGGUGAAUUUGUUGUGAGUGACCUAAGGUUACGUUAA
Messenger RNA from Maudiozyma saulgeensis, 699 nucleotides. The record is from the annotation of a GenBank genome assembly. Lineage: Eukaryota; Fungi; Ascomycota; Saccharomycetes; Saccharomycetales; Saccharomycetaceae.